Molecule: messenger RNA, 3417 nt
Organism: Ustilago hordei
Lineage: Eukaryota; Fungi; Basidiomycota; Ustilaginomycetes; Ustilaginales; Ustilaginaceae
Exons: 1
Coding region: 1-3417 (1138 amino acids)
Biological process (GO): cytoskeleton organization
Cellular component (GO): cytoplasm; mitotic actomyosin contractile ring, proximal layer; cytoplasmic side of plasma membrane
Molecular function (GO): phospholipid binding; protein binding
Source: RefSeq, a predicted model, not a curated record
AUGCCUUCGGACCGUCGGUCGUCGUCGGCGGGCUCUGGCCACAGCUCACGUUCUAGAGCGGAACGUGCAAAUGGCAGUAUGGGCCCCGAUGGUGGAGAAGCAGGCAGACGCAUCGCCGCUGAAGACGAGUACAUUCGUCGAGAGCUCACCGAGGCCACCUCCUUCUGCAAUGCCUUCUGGGGUCAAAACGAUGCUGGCUUCGAAGCCAUCUCGAAUCGUAUGAAAGCUUCCCAACGAACACUUGACGAGCUCAAGUCUCUCUACAAGGAACGUGCCGAUAUCGAAGCCGAGUAUGCAAAGCGUCUAGCCAAGCUAUCACGUCAAGCUCUGGGUCACAGCGAGACCGGUGCGCUCAAAGCCGCGUUCGAUGUCGUCAAGAACGAGCUCGACACCACCUCGCGAACUCACAGCGACUUGGCCAACAUGAUCAAGAAGGACCUCGAAGGUGCCGUCACCGACUUUGCCAAUCGCAGCUGGAACGCACGUAAGGCUGCUCAGGCCAACAUCGAAAAGCUGCACAAGAACAAACAGACUCAGAAGAACUACGUCAACAAGUCGCGCGAAAAGUACGAGCAAGAUUGCAUCAAGAUCAAUGGCUACACUGCUCAGAGUAGUCUUGUGCAGGGCAAGGAUCUCGACAAGGUCGCGUACAAGCUCGACAAGGCUCAGGCGACUGUCAGUCAGAACGACAAGGACUACCAGAACUUUGUUCGUGCACUCAAGGAUACGACUGUCAAAUGGAAUGCCGAGUGGAAGGCUUACCUCGAUCAGUGCCAGGAUCAGGAGGAAGAGCGCAUCGACUUUGCCAAGAGCAACCUCUGGAACUUCGCCAACGCUGUCUCUGCUGUCUGCGUCGCUGAUGACGAAUCGUGCGAGCGCAUCCGUGUCAGUCUCGAGAACGUCGACACUCCUCGCGACGUCCAGUUCUUCAUUCAGUACUGUGGAACAGGACCACUCAUUCCUGCACCUCCUGAGUACAUCAACUAUGCCAAAGGUCAGGCUCCUCCUGCUCGUCCCACUUAUCACACUGCCAAGUUCCAGCGUAACACUGUCAGACCGACACAGCUUCCCGUCCCACAGCAGCCGCAACAGUCACAACAACAACAGCAACAACAGCAACAGCAGCAACAGCAGCAGCAGCCACCUCAUUCGCACGAUUCGUCGCAGGGUACCUCGCCUCAGCCGCCUCAUCUAGGCUCGCAGUCCGCUACGGUACAACGCAAUGGUGCACCUUACCAAGACAAGCCGAUCCCAGCUCAACCUCCUACCCAGCCGCUUGACCUCUCACAGCGUCAGUAUGAGCACGAGCAACAUCAACAACAACCUUAUCAACAGCAACUUCCAGCUGCCGCUCAAGUGAGUCCAGAUCCGACCCAUAACCCUUCCAUCCUGCCGAACCCUUCCCCUCGCACUCCUGCUCCUCAGCGGAGAAUAUCGGCUAAAAACUUUCUUGCUCGCACUUCUUCGAUCUCUCAAAACAAAUCACCCAAAUCGCAGUCUUCAUCGCGUCCAGCGCCUGUAGCACCUCUGGGUAGCAGCCCUGCCCCAGCUAACACUCAUGCCCAGGCCAGUCAAGCCGCACCCACUACCAACGCUGCUGAUGACGAUGAUCCGAUCGCCAAAGCUCUUGCUAGCUUGCGUAUGCGUCCUGGCGGCAAGUCGCCUGCUCUUGGACGUCGGGAGAGCCUCUCGGCGGAGUCGCAGCCACCGGCUCCUUUUGCCCAGCCCGGACAGAUCGUUCAGAACAUGCCGCCUCAUCACCGUGCUCAUUCGCCAUCACCUUCGAUGGCAACCAACAACUUGCCUCCUCGUGCAAGGUCGCCCUCUGCUGCGUUUAUGCAAGCUCCUCAGCGUGCCGCUUCGCCUUUGCCAGUCGAAGAAGUGGUGGGUCAGUAUGGACAGUCGUUCCCCGGCGAGCGCAAGUCAUUGUCUCGACAGAACUCGGUCGCUUCGCGUGCAGGUGGAGCGGCGUCAGAGGCUGGUAGGAGCCCGUCGAAGCAGCAACAGCAACAGCAGCCGCAGGAGCAAGGCUUUGCAGGUGUCGGUGCUAGAGGUCGUAGCCCGAGUCCUCAGCCUUGGUCUCGACCGACUCAGCAGCAGCAACAGCACCCACAACAAGCAGCACAGUCGCCUCGUGUACCAGCACCAGGUUCGGAUCAGCUCCGAACGGGAACGCUAUUGCGAAGACAGUCGCAGGUACCACCUCGCAGCACGACGCCACUCGGCAUCGCUCUGGACGCGACUGGCUCGGUGACCCACGACCAGAUGGCCGUCGACUACAUGCGUAGGGCUGGCAGCGUUCCUCCUCAGCAGCAGCAACAGCCUCCACCCGCCGCCGCUGCAAGCGCUGGAGUGGCACCAGCACAACAGCCACCGCGUCCGGCUUCUGUCGUCCAUGCCAACUACGCCCCACAGCAGGUGCCGCACCAUCAGGCGUGUCCUUCUGUGUCGAGUCAGUUCAGCACCGCUCCUGGACAAGCCCCUGCUGCUCCUCAGCUGCAGAAUCCGUACGGUUACCAGGGUCAACAUGCAUCCCAGCCAUCUAUGUUCUCGACUGUCGGUCAGUCUGUUCCGCAGAUGCCGCCUGCAGGUGCGCCUCAGCAGCAAUAUGGAGGUUACGCAGCACCACCAACUGGCUAUGCUCCAGGCCAUCAGCCUACGGCGAGCCAGAGUGUCCCAGCGCAUUUGGCACAGCACCAACAGGCCCCUUCGCACUAUGCCGCCGCCUCGCCUGCUCCUGCACAGGCUGCUUAUGCGUCACCCGCCCAGCAAGCCGCUCUUCCUGCUGGAUAUUACGGUCACCCAGGUGCCGCUGUGCCACCCGUCCAACAAGGUGGUCAGUAUCCCGUGGCUCAAGAAACUCCCGCAUCCGCGUUCAUGCACGACUACCUUCAGCAGCAGCAGCAGCAGCAGCAGCAUCAACAACAACAACAACAACAACAACAACAACAACAACAACAACAACAACAACAACAACAACCACAUGCCCCACCUCCCAACGGUAUCAGCCAUGUUCACCAACCCAGCACAGCUAGUAUCGCACCUUCCCACUACCAGCAGCAGCAGCAACAACAACAACAGUGGGCACGCGCAACAAGCCCCGCCCCCGCCCUGGCUCCAGCAAUCGCAGCUGCUCAACCCCCGCAACCUAUCUCUGCAGCACAGCAAGGUCAGCCAAGAGGCCACGCUCCAACAGGACAAUACAGCGAUGCGGGUCAUCCGAUCCUGUUCUAUGUAAAGGCAUUGUAUGAUUACCAGGCGACAAAUCCGGAAGAGUUUAGUUUUACCACGGGUGAUGUAAUUGCGGUUACGCAUACGGAGGCUGAUGGUUGGUGGCAGGGAGAAUUACUGGAUGAAGCGAGGAGGAAGGUUGGUGCUAAUACAUUCCCGAGUAAUUUCGUUGCGUUGCUUAUGUAG